CCGGCCUCCUUUCGGCGGCUACUCAGCCUCACAUCUGCCUACCGCGCUUCUGCACAAGCAGCCCGGCUCUUUGAUCCAUCCUCUCGGAACCACCCUCAGCAUCCGAUCUUACUUUUUCUUUCACCCACAAGGGCAGCAGCUGGCCACCCCCUUAACCGGUGCAAACACCCAACCAAGCCAGUGGUCGGUGCUUUCCUUCAGCUAGUAUUUUCCCCCCUGCUUGUCUUUCUCUGGGGCUCCCCACGAGCCACUUCAAUGCCCCUCCAUCCUCACAAAUUGUUCCGUUGGUCUGUUUAACCGACGAGUUGUAAAUCUUGAAGACUUUAUUAUUAUUAUUAUUUUGAUUCUUUUAAUUUCAUCCCCCCCCUGUGGGCAACGGAGCAAUGAAAUUUCCAAUCGAGACGCCAAGAAAGCAGGUGAACUGGGAUCCUAAAGUGGCCGUGCCUGCAGCAGCCCCAGCAGUGUGCCAGCCCAAGAGUGCCACUAACGGGCACCAUCCUGUUCCUCGACUCUCCAUUUCCUCCCGAGCCACGGUGGUAGCCAGGAUGGAAGGCGCCUCCCAGGGAGGCCUGCAAACAGUUAUGAAGUGGAAAACAGUGGUUGCCAUCUUUGUGGUGGUCGUGGUCUACCUCGUCACUGGUGGCCUUGUCUUCCGGGCAUUGGAACAGCCCUUUGAGAGCAGUCAGAAGAACACAAUUGCCUUGGAGAAGGCAGAAUUCUUGAGAGAUCAUAUCUGUGUGAGCCCCCAGGAACUGGAGACACUGAUCCAGCAUGCGCUUGAUGCCGAUAAUGCGGGAGUCAGCCCGGUAGGAAACUCUUCCAACAGCAGCAGUCACUGGGACCUUGGAAGUGCCUUCUUCUUUGCUGGGACGGUCAUCACGACCAUAGGGUAUGGGAAUAUUGCUCCAAGCACUGAAGGAGGCAAAAUCUUUUGUAUUUUAUACGCCAUCUUUGGGAUCCCGCUUUUUGGUUUCUUAUUGGCCGGAAUUGGAGACCAACUUGGAACCAUCUUUGGCAAAAGCAUUGCAAGAGUGGAAAAGGUUUUCCGAAAAAAGCAAGUGAGUCAGACCAAGAUCCGGGUCAUCUCAACUAUUCUCUUCAUCUUGGCUGGCUGCAUCGUGUUUGUGACAAUCCCUGCUGUCAUCUUUAAAUAUAUCGAGGGGUGGACCGCCCUGGAGUCCAUCUACUUUGUGGUAGUCACUCUGACCACAGUGGGCUUUGGUGAUUUUGUCGCAGGGGGAAAUGCUGGCAUCAAUUACCGUGAGUGGUAUAAGCCGCUGGUGUGGUUUUGGAUCCUCGUUGGCCUUGCCUACUUUGCAGCUGUCCUCAGCAUGAUUGGAGACUGGCUGAGGGUUUUAUCUAAAAAGACGAAAGAAGAGGUGGGUGAGAUCAAAGCCCAUGCAGCUGAGUGGAAGGCUAAUGUCACUGCUGAGUUCCGGGAGACCAGAAGGCGGCUCAGCGUUGAGAUCCAUGACAAGCUACAACGGGCAGCCACCAUCCGAAGUAUGGAGCGCCGGAGGCUGGGCUUGGACCAGAGGGCCCACUCACUGGACAUGCUAUCCCCUGAGAAGCGCUCUGUCUUUGCAGCCCUGGACACAGGCCGUUUCAAGGCCUCAUCCCAGGAGAGUAUCAACAACAGACCAAACAACCUACGUCUUAAGGGGCCAGAACAGCUCAACAAACAUGGGCAGGGCGCUUCUGAGGACAACAUCAUCAACAAGUUUGGGUCCACCUCCAAACUCACAAAGAGGAAAAACAAAGAUCUCAAAAAGACCUUACCCGAGGAUGUUCAGAAAAUCUAUAAAACCUUCCGGAAUUACUCUCUGGAUGAAGAGAAGAAAGAGGACGAGACAGAAAAGAUGUGUAACUCAGACAACUCCAGCACAGCCAUGCUGACAGAGUGUAUACAGCAGCAAGCUGAGAUGGAGAAUGGAAUGGUACCCAUGGACACCAAAGACCAGGGGCUGGAGAACAAUUCUUUACUUGAAGACAGAAACUAAUGUUAAAGACACUGGAAUUGGACUACAUGUUGUCUUUUUCUGUUGUUUUGUUUUCUUUUUGUCUUGUUUUUGUUUUAAUAUUCACACUGAGACACGUGCCUUAAAUAGACUUCUUGUUAGUCCAAAAUUACAUAGCAUUGAAGAAUAUAUUUCACUGUGCCAUACACAACUGAAAGCUUGCUCUGCCAAAAUGAAUCAAACAGGAGCUUUGUUUCAGAUAGUGGCAGCGAGACCCAGGUCAGCUGUCCCUGUGAGGGGAGUUCCAGUGGCUAUGCUACACUCUUCACCUAGUGCCGCAUGGUACACAGGCAAGGGCAGCUUUCCCUUAGACCAGCCUCCGAGAGGACAGGUUUGUCUUUUGAAUUGAGUCUCCUUUUCCCCAACCGACCCUUAGUGAUACAUUGUGCACAGAAGAGGCGGCUGUUUGGGAGGGACCUGGUGACUCUAGCAAGAGUUUGAGUGGACAUUUUGGUAGGCCACAGUGCAGAACACCUACUCCAAAAUGAAUGUCCUUGGGGCCCAAGAGUACCUGGAAUUUGUUUGAAACUGAUCAGAGCACACACGUUUUAUAAGGUGCAAUUGCUUUUCUCAUUAAAAAAAAUCACAGACACAUCCCACUGUGGAUAUCUCCUUAACCAAUGACAGACGUCCACUGAGCUUUAUCCUUUUCACAGGAUAGAUAGUGUAGGCGGACUUGCAAGCAUUGGUGAAUACACCGCCUCAGCCGCUGCCUCGUCAGAAGGCAGAUCAUGCAAUUUUCUUCAGUGGGUGUGAAGGUAAAAAAAUAAAUAAACUGAUUUUGGAACAUUCAUACUCACUUUUCUAUGGGGACUUUAAUUACAACUUGUUUUGAUAGGAGGGAGGAAAUACCAAAAUGGUUGCCUUUGCAUGAUGCCGGUGGCUUGCUGUUCUGUCUAGCUGAUCCUAAUUUUUUUUUUUUUAAAUAAAGACAAAAAUAGACAUCUUGCAUUUGUGAGACACACCGAGGAGGACCAUGGCAUCUUUCCAUCUCAGGGCUUCCUGUCCUUUUGGGUGUCUUAGAGUAGAUUUAACU
This is a messenger RNA of Grammomys surdaster, 3054 nucleotides long. It is a transcript of the gene Kcnk10, whose product is annotated as potassium two pore domain channel subfamily K member 10. Gene Ontology annotation, biological process: stabilization of membrane potential; potassium ion transmembrane transport. Gene Ontology annotation, cellular component: membrane. Lineage: Eukaryota; Metazoa; Chordata; Mammalia; Rodentia; Muridae. Bases 384 to 2000 code for a protein of 538 amino acids. The record is from RefSeq and is a predicted model, not a curated record. Gene Ontology annotation, molecular function: potassium ion leak channel activity. The transcript is spliced from 7 exons.